Molecule: messenger RNA, 3286 nt
Organism: Wyeomyia smithii (pitcher-plant mosquito)
Lineage: Eukaryota; Metazoa; Arthropoda; Insecta; Diptera; Culicidae
Gene: sals
Product: neurofilament heavy polypeptide
Exons: 9
Coding region: 439-2946 (835 amino acids)
Molecular function (GO): actin binding
Source: RefSeq, a predicted model, not a curated record
GCGCGCACGGUGGUUAAAUUAAGAUCUGCCGUGCGCAUCGUACGCACACAUCACAACGGUCGUAAUUUUCGUGCAACUUUGCGCCGAUUUUUAGCUAUUCGCUCAGACUCAACCCAGUGCGGGUAACUUACUACGAUCUGCGUUCGAAUCAGUUCGUUCAAGGCAGUGGUUCUAUAAGCGUGGCGUGAAAAUUCGAUCGGAAGCAGAGUGAAAAUCUGCAAGCACAUAGAAUAGAAGAAAAAGAAAAGUGAAAAUUUAUAUUUUUCUACCAAAAAAAUCAAGGUUUUUUGAAUGGUGAAUAGUUAGCAAGUGUUUAUGAUUUAUUCCUGAUGACUAUUUGAAGUGAAACGAGCAGGAAAGCCCUCCAAAUGAUUUUGAACAAUGAACCAGGUAUUUGCGCUCAACUAUUAGAACAAUAGCUUUGUAGUUAGUGGUACCAUGCCAGUCAAUGGAAGCAAUCGACCUCCUUGGCUGAAAGACAGAUUAGAAACAGUGAACAAAAACGUUCCUCCUGCGUGGGCAAGGAAGAAUUCAGCAGGAACAACUUCCUCUGAACCAUUGAAGGACUCCAAACCUACCACGAAGGCAGCUGCAACAGAAAGCAAAACGGCUCCUGUACCGAAGAAAGCACCUACUGCUGCUACAGCAGCGGUAAAAGAGAAUGGAGAACCCGCGAAAGCCGCCAAACUGCAAUCAAAAGAAAUUAAGGUUCCAAUUGUGGUGCAACAGAAAAAGCCUGUUCCUCCCCCUCUCGUCAAACCAAACAAACCGGAACCAAUGAUUAAAAACACUACACCGCAGAUGACAGUACUUAGAGAACCUGUUAAGUCAAAGCCGUCACCAAAGGAACCAUCCCCCGAAUCAGAAGAAGAGGAGGAAGAGGAAGAGGAGGAGGAAGAAGAAGGUAGUACUGAAUAUGAAACUGAAACAGAAACUGAAUCGGAAGAGGAAACCCCUCCUCCGCCACCGGUUAAAAAACCACCACCACCAAAGCGGGAACCGUCUCCGCCCAAACCAAAGACACCUGUUCAACUGAAAAAAGUUACAAAGAGUCCUGAGAAAACCGACGAUAGUAAAUCAUCCAAAUCAGAGAAAUCAUCAUCACCAGAGCCAAAAACAUUUGUAAAACCUCCGCUGAAAAAGGUGAUUCGCCAACCAUCCGAACAGGUCAAGGAACGAUCAGCCUCGCCGGAACCGAAGAACUUCCGUGUGCAAUUGCGGAAGGUUCCCUCGAAUCUGAAGGCACCGCGGGUUAAAGAAAAAUUACCGGAAGUUCAGCUGAAAAAGGUAGAGAAACCGUUACUGGAAGAUGUCCCAAAGAAGGAGGAAGCCUAUCCUCAUAAACCCUCGAUGCUGAAAUCGGAGAGCAGUAAAAGAAUUCCACCGCCACCACCAAUGCCGAAAUCAAAUAUUCCCCCACCACCGCCUCCGCCACCAAAAUUAGGACCUCCACCGGAAUUCAAAAAGGAAGAUGUCUCGAAUAAACAAAAGCAACUAAUCGAGAAGCUCAAAAAACGGCCGCGCAAACGACCGGACUGGUCCGACAUGAUGAAAGAAGUGGAACAGGGUAGAAAACUGCGUCACGUUGAAUGCAAUGAUAGAUCGAAACCAAUCAUUCACUCGAAGUCGAUCACCAAAGUCAAAGAUCAGUUUAUCUUCGAGACCGAAAAAGCAACUGUACAUAAUGUUUUGUUGAAAGAGAUUCAGUCAGGCAUACAGUUAAAACCGACUAAAUGCAAUGAUCGCAGUAAACCAAAUUUAGAAGGUUUACGGAAGUUCCGUCGACAAAUGACUUUAGAGGAACAACUCGCUAAAUCGGAAUCGCGAGCUAACUUGGAGGCACCUCCUGUAGAAGAAGAUGAGGUUGAUGAAAUGGAUGACAUAGACAAGGUUCGUGAUGAUCUUCAAAGUACUAAACAACUGCUUGCCAUGGAACUGCGGAACAACGAAGCACUAGAACGGGAAAACAAACGGCUCUUACAGAGGGUGCAAAAUCUGGAAGCUGAACUUUCCCGUGAACGUUGGAAUCCACUGAGUGGAGAGGAAAAGAGCACCAUUAGUGGACCUGAUGCCGGUCUAAUACAAUCAUUAAAAACUGAGGCGCUUGAGGCCCAACAACAGUCGAAGCAGCUAGAAGAAAAGUAUCAGACAGUGGCAAAGGAAUUGGAUACGGCGUACAAAUCAAAUGAGGAGCAAAAACGAAAAAUAGCAGAAUUAGAGAAAAAGCUACAGUGCUUAACGGAUGAUGACUACUAUUUGAAUGAACAUCAGGGUAUAACGGAUGGUGGUAUCAAUGCGGCUCGGCGCGUUAGUGAAGCAGCGCAGAAGGAAAGCUCACCGGAACUGGCUGCCGAAGAAGAGGAAGAUGAAGAGGAGGAGGAAGAUGAAGAGAAGAAAGCAGAAAAAGCAGCCAAGCGACUGAAUCGCGAAGUGAAUAUGCUUUCCGCUCGAUUGAUUCGGUUGAAGGAAAAAGAAGAGGAAAAACACGCUGAACGACAGGCCCUGAAGUAUGCUAUGAAAACUAAUCAAUACGCGCUCAAAAACGAACGUAAAAAGUACAAGAAAUUGCAGAAAGAAGUGGACAAAAUGGCAGCAAUGAUGAAAAUGGAAGAGGACGACGAGGACGCGGACGAAGUAAAAGAGCCAUUGCCAGAAGAGCCGGAAGAAGAGGAAGAAGAAGAAACUGAGGAGGAAAGUGAAUCGGAAUCAGAGUCUGAAAGUGAUAGUGAGAGUACGAAUGAAGCCGAGGACGCACCUGAUGAGAAAAAGAAAAUGAAUCUUGAACCAAGGGUUAAGCGACACGAGGGCCGACUAGCUUCGCUUAAAAAGGGCAAUUACUUACUGCAGGCAAAUGUUGAUCGGAUGAAGGACGAAAUUAAUAAAACACGGGAAAUGUGUUGUACGCUUCAAGCGGAUCUGGAUUCAGUCAUAGCUGAUCUAGGAUAAUUAAUGAUUAUUUAGCGAAUAACUAAACUUACUGUUGAUUUCUCAUAUUCAGACACCAUUGAUCGCUUUGGAAUCACUCCACAUUACAAAAUAAUCACCAACAGUGCAAUAUAAUAUCCAUUUGUAAGCAUUAUUUAUAAAAUAUUUAUCAAACUGUAGAGGACUACCACAAUUUAUAUAGUACGACAUUUACAGACAUCAACACAAAACAGUGCUUUACAUAAAAAAAACUGGUAAACCAAACAAACGAAGCCGGUCUUUGGUGCAAGAGAAUAAGUAUUUAACUUUCUGUAUUUUUGCAAGUCGAAAAAAAAGAAUAAAUCAUACCUGAAUGAUACAC